AUGGACUUCUCCAAGUUCCUAGCUGACGACUUUGACGUGAAGGAGUGGAUCAAUGCAGCCUUCAGAGCUGGCCCCAAGGAGGCGGCGGCCGGGAAGGCGGACGGCCACGCGGCUACCCUGGUGAUGAAACUUCAGCUGUUCAUCCAGGAAGUGAACCAUGCAGUGGAGGAAACCAGUCACCAAGCUCUUCAGAACAUGCCCAAAGUUCUCCGUGAUGUCGAAGCCCUUAAGCAAGAAGCAUCUUUUCUGAAAGACCAAAUGAUUCUCAUCAAGGAGGACAUUAAAAAAUUUGAACAGGAUACAGCUCAAUCGAUGCAGGUAUUGGUGGAAAUCGACCAGGUGAAGUCCAGAAUGCAGCUUGCUGCAGAAUCUCUUCAAGAAGCAGACAAGUGGAGCACACUGAGUGCUGAUAUUGAGGAGACAUUUAAGACUCAGGACAUAGCUGUGAUUUCUGCCAAGCUAACAGAGAUGCAGAUCAGUUUAAUGAUGCUUGUUGACACUCCAGACUACUCAGAGAAAUGUGUGCACUUGGAGGCAUUGAAGAACAGGCUGGAGGCUAUAUGCAGCCCCCAGAUCGUAGCAGCAUUCAACUCUCAGGCUGUCGAUCAAGCCAAAAUGUUUAUGAAAAUCUUUACUGAAAUUGACCGGAUGCCUCAACUUCUUGCAUACUACUAUAAGUGUCACAAGGUGCAGCUCUUAGCAACCUGGCAAGAGUUGUGCCAGAGUGACCUCCCCCUGGACCGACAGUUCACUGGACUCUACGAUGCUUUGCUUGGUGCUUGGCACAUGCAAAUUCAUUGGGCUACCCAGGUGUUCAAGAACCCCCACGAGGUGGUGACGGUGCUGCUGAUUCAGACCCUGGGGUCGCUGGUGCCCUCGCUGCCCAUCUGCCUGGACUCUGCUUUGGAGAGGGCAGGGCCCGAGAUGGAGCUCACCAAACUGCUUGAGUUCUAUGAUACCACCACUCAGUUUGCCAAGGGCUUGGAGCUGGCGCUGCUCUCCCACCCACAUCAGCACAACCUGGUGAAAGUGACGGAACUGGUGGAUGCUGUGUAUGGUCCGUACAAACCUUACCAGCUCAAGUAUGGUGACAUGGAAGAGCGCUACCUCCUCAUCCAGAUCAGUGCAGUGCCCUUGGAACACGGGGAAGUGAUCGACUGCGUCCAAGAGUUGAGCCAUUCUGUGAGCAAGCUCUUUGGUCUGGCAUCCUCAGCCAUUGACAGAUGCGUCAGCUUCACCAAUGGUUUGGGGACUUGUGGCCUGCUGACAGCCCUGAAGUCUCUCUUUGCCAAGUAUGUGUCGGAUUUCACCAAUACUCUCCAGUCAAUACGAAAGAAAUGCAAGCUGGACGAUAUUCCUACCAGCUCCCUUUUUCAGGAAGAUUGGACAGCUUUCCAGAACUCUAUUAGGAUAAUAACCACCUGUGGAGAGCUUCUGCGGCAGUGUGGAGACUUGGAGCAGCAGCUAGCAAACAGAAUUUUGUCCACUGCUGGGAAGUAUCUCUCCGACUCCUACUGCCCACGGAGCCUGGCCGGUCUGCAGGAGGGUAUCUUGACAGAUAAGAAGAGCGCUGCCAGGAAUCCGUGGCAAGAAUAUAAUUACUUUCAGAAAGAGAACCCUGUGGAAUAUGCCAGUUUAAUGGAAAUACUUUAUACCCUCAAGGAAAAGGGGACCAGUAAUCAUAACCUGCUGUCUGUGGCUCGAACAGCCCUCACUCGGCUUAACCAGCAGGCCCACCAGUUGGCUUUUGACUCUGUGUUCCUGCGUAUCAAACAACAGCUGUUACUUGUUUCCAAAAUGGACAGCUGGAAUGCAGUCAGCGUGGGAGAGCCUCUGGCUGAAGACCUGCCCACCUUCAGCCUCACUCCUCUUGAGUACAUCAGCAAUAUUGGCCAGUACAUCAUGUCCCUUCCCUUAAAUCUGGAGCCAUUUGUGACUCAGGAGGACUCUGCCCUGGAGUUAGCGUUGCAUGCUGGAAAGCUCCCGUUUCCUCCUGAGCAAGGUGACGAGCUGCCCGAGCUGGACAACAUGGCUGAUAACUGGCUAGGCUCCAUCGCCAGAGCCACGAUGCAGACCUACUGUGACGUGAUCCUCCAGAUACCCGAGCUGACCCCCCAUUCCACCAAGCAGCUGGCCACGGACAUUGACUACCUGACCAAUGUGAUGGACGCCCUGGGUCUGCAGCCAUCCCGUACUCUCCAGAACAUCGUGACGCUCUUGAAGACUAAGCCCGAGGACUACAGACAGGCCACCAAAAGCCUUCCCCGCCGCCUGGCCGCCACAGUAGCUGCCAUGAGGGGUGUGGCCUACUGA
This is a messenger RNA of Chrysochloris asiatica (Cape golden mole), 2313 nucleotides long. RefSeq names its product component of oligomeric golgi complex 7 (gene COG7). The record is from RefSeq and is a predicted model, not a curated record. Gene Ontology annotation, cellular component: COG complex. The coding region runs from base 1 to 2313 and encodes 770 amino acids. NCBI's taxonomy places the organism in Eukaryota, Metazoa, Chordata, Mammalia, Afrosoricida, Chrysochloridae. The transcript is spliced from 17 exons. Gene Ontology annotation, biological process: Golgi organization; intracellular protein transport; retrograde vesicle-mediated transport, Golgi to endoplasmic reticulum.